AAUCGCCCGUUCCCCUUGGUGGCCCUCAGGGCUGGGUUUGCAGGUACCUCAGGCAGGCUGGGCUGCAGCCCCGUGCUUUCUUGUGUCCUCGUAGGGGAGCUUAUCCGCAUGCCCAAGAUGGGGAAGACCAUCCACAAGUACGUCCACCUGUUCCCCAAGCUGGAGUUGUCGGUGCACCUGCAGCCUAUCACGCGCUCCACGCUGAAGGUGGAGCUGACCAUCACGCCCGACUUCCAGUGGGAUGAAAAGGUCCAUGGCUCAUCAGAGGCGUUCUGGAUUCUGGUGGAGGAUGUGGACAGCGAGGUGAUCCUGCACCACGAGUAUUUCCUCCUCAAGGCCAAGUAUGCGCAGGACGAGCACCUCAUUACGUUCUUCGUGCCCGUCUUUGAACCGCUGCCCCCUCAGUACUUCAUCCGUGUGGUGUCUGACCGCUGGCUCUCUUGUGAGACCCAGCUGCCUGUCUCUUUCCGGCACCUGAUCCUACCAGAGAAGUACCCACCCCCAACCGAGCUUCUGGACCUGCAGCCCUUGCCCGUGUCUGCCCUGAGAAACAGUGCCUUUGAGAGCCUUUACCAAGAUAAAUUUCCUUUCUUCAACCCCAUCCAGACCCAGGUGUUUAACACCGUGUAUAACAGCGAUGACAACGUGUUUGUGGGGGCCCCCACGGGCAGCGGGAAGACCAUCUGUGCGGAGUUCGCCAUCCUGCGGAUGCUGCUGCAGAACUCGGAGGGGCGCUGUGUCUACAUCACCCCUAUGGAGGCUCUGGCGGAGCAGGUGUACAUGGACUGGUACGAGAAGUUCCAGGACAGGCUCAACAAGAAGGUGGUGCUCCUGACGGGGGAGACCAGCACGGACCUGAAGCUUCUGGGCAAAGGCAACAUCAUCAUCAGCACCCCCGAGAAGUGGGACAUCCUUUCCCGGCGGUGGAAGCAGCGCAAGAAUGUCCAGAACAUCAACCUCUUCGUGGUGGAUGAGGUCCACCUUAUCGGGGGCGAGAACGGGCCCGUGCUAGAGGUGAUCUGCUCCCGGAUGCGCUACAUCUCCUCCCAGAUCGAGAGGCCCAUUCGCAUUGUGGCCCUCAGCUCCUCGCUCUCGAACGCGAAGGACGUGGCCCACUGGCUGGGGUGCAGCGCCACCUCCACCUUCAACUUCCACCCGAACGUGCGCCCCGUGCCCUUGGAGCUGCACAUCCAGGGCUUCAACAUUAGCCACACACAGACUCGCCUGCUGUCCAUGGCCAAGCCCGUGUACCACGCCAUCACCAAGCACUCGCCCAAGAAGCCCGUCAUUGUCUUCGUUCCGUCUCGCAAGCAGACGCGCCUCACCGCCAUCGACAUCCUCACCACGUGUGCGGCCGACAUCCAGCGGCAGAGGUUCCUGCACUGCACGGAGAAGGACCUGAUCCCCUACCUGGAGAAGCUGAGUGACGGCACGCUCAAGGAGACGCUGCUAAACGGGGUGGGCUACCUGCACGAGGGGCUCAGCCCCAUGGAGCGGCGCCUGGUGGAGCAGCUCUUCAGCUCAGGGGCUAUCCAGGUGGUGGUAGCUUCUCGGAGUCUCUGCUGGGGCAUGAAUGUGGCCGCCCACCUGGUGAUUAUCAUGGAUACCCAGUACUACAAUGGCAAGAUCCACGCGUACGUGGAUUACCCCAUCUACGACGUGCUGCAGAUGGUGGGGCAUGCCAACCGCCCUUUGCAGGAUGACGAGGGGCGCUGCGUCAUCAUGUGCCAGGGCUCCAAAAAGGAUUUCUUCAAAAAGUUCUUAUAUGAGCCUUUGCCAGUAGAGUCUCACCUGGACCACUGUAUGCAUGACCACUUCAAUGCUGAGAUUGUCACCAAGACCAUUGAGAACAAGCAGGACGCCGUGGACUACCUCACCUGGACCUUUCUGUACCGCCGCAUGACGCAGAACCCCAAUUAUUACAACCUGCAGGGCAUCUCCCAUCGUCACUUGUCUGACCACUUGUCGGAGCUCGUGGAACAGACCCUGAGUGACCUGGAGCAGUCCAAGUGCAUCAGCAUUGAGGACGAGAUGGACGUGGCGCCUCUGAACCUGGGCAUGAUCGCUGCCUACUAUUACAUCAACUACACCACCAUUGAGCUCUUCAGCAUGUCCCUGAAUGCCAAGACCAAGGUGCGAGGGCUUAUUGAGAUCAUCUCCAAUGCAGCCGAGUAUGAGAACAUUCCCAUCCGGCACCAUGAAGACAACCUCCUGCGGCAGUUGGCCCAGAAGGUCCCCCACAAGCUGAAUAACCCUAAGUUCAACGACCCGCACGUCAAGACCAACCUGCUUCUGCAGGCUCACCUGUCCCGCAUGCAGCUGAGUGCUGAGCUGCAGUCGGAUACAGAGGAGAUCCUUAGCAAGGCCAUCCGGCUCAUCCAGGCCUGUGUGGAUGUCCUCUCCAGCAACGGGUGGCUCAGCCCGGCUCUGGCAGCCAUGGAGCUGGCCCAGAUGGUCACCCAAGCCAUGUGGUCCAAGGACUCAUACCUGAAGCAGCUGCCACACUUCACCUCAGAGCACAUCAAACGUUGCACAGACAAGGGGGUGGAGAGUGUUUUUGACAUCAUGGAGAUGGAGGAUGAAGAGCGCAACGCGUUGCUUCAGCUGUCCGAUAGCCAGAUCGCAGACGUGGCCCGCUUCUGUAACCGCUACCCCAACAUCGAGCUGUCCUACGAGGUGGUGGACAAGGACAGCAUCCGCAGUGGCGGGCCGGUUGUGGUGCUGGUGCAGCUGGAGCGAGAGGAGGAAGUCACAGGUCCCGUGAUCGCGCCUCUCUUCCCACAGAAACGUGAAGAGGGCUGGUGGGUGGUGAUCGGAGAUGCCAAGUCGAAUAGCCUCAUUUCCAUCAAGAGGCUGACCCUGCAGCAGAAGGCCAAGGUGAAGCUCGACUUUGUGGCCCCGGCCACUGGCGCCCACAACUACACCCUGUACUUCAUGAGCGACGCUUACAUGGGAUGUGACCAGGAGUACAAAUUCAGCGUGGAUGUGAAAGAAGCUGAGACAGACAGUGACUCAGACUGAGUCCAGAGGCCUUUGCUCUUGCACAGAGAGAAGAGGUGAACCUGAGUUUGGUACAUGUACGCUGUCAUGGGACCUCAGUCUUGGAGACCCGGUCUGUCUGCGUGAGGUCUGGCCAGCCAGUGCCGCCGCGGUCCCAGCCCACCCCAUUACUUUCCACUCCGGCUCCCUUGCCAUCCAAACUUCGGAUCUAGUGUCUGCAGGUGUCAGGCAUAAACUGUGUACACCAUUUUUAGGCAUGUUCUUUGCAGUUCCUUUUGAGUCACACAUUCUAAUAAAAUGACUUGGA
Messenger RNA from Physeter macrocephalus (sperm whale), 3307 nucleotides. RefSeq names its product U5 small nuclear ribonucleoprotein 200 kDa helicase-like. The annotation marks the transcript as partial. Gene Ontology annotation, cellular component: spliceosomal complex. The record is from RefSeq and is a predicted model, not a curated record. Gene Ontology annotation, molecular function: RNA binding; ATP binding; RNA helicase activity. The transcript is spliced from 19 exons. Lineage: Eukaryota; Metazoa; Chordata; Mammalia; Artiodactyla; Physeteridae. Gene Ontology annotation, biological process: spliceosome conformational change to release U4 (or U4atac) and U1 (or U11).